Molecule: messenger RNA, 767 nt
Organism: Gossypium raimondii (Peruvian cotton)
Lineage: Eukaryota; Viridiplantae; Streptophyta; Magnoliopsida; Malvales; Malvaceae
Exons: 2
Coding region: 127-432 (101 amino acids)
Source: RefSeq, a predicted model, not a curated record
GCCAAUUUGUUGAGGAGCGUCACUGAUGACCAGAGUGAAUUCUACAAAAAAGUGUUUGUUCGAGGGAGAUGGUACAAUUUCAAUCCUACUCUGAUCAGGAAAGUGCUCAACUGCUACUGCCAGAACAUGGUGGAGUUGGAGGAAUCAUUGGACAUAAUAGCCUCCAUCAUUACCAGCAAUGUCCAUCUCACUUGGCUUGAUAAGAUUCGAGCCUCAUCCCUGACCACUGUCUAUGCUGCCUUGUUUGUCAUUACUACAAGGAAUUGGUUGCCCAAUAGCCAAAGGGAUGCAGUAAGUAAGAAAGUUGCAGUGUUGAUUAGAAAGGUUGUUAAGAUGGUGGAGUUUGACCUAAGCCAGUUGGUCUUUGAUGAAGUGGUCAGGCACGCAAAGAAAGUACAUGCAAGGCACUUUGAGGAACCCUGUUGGAUGUAACAGGAUAAUGAUUGAUCACCUGUCCUCUUCCAUUGAAUCUCAUAAUCGAGUCAUUAUCAAGUUACGCACAGAAAUUCAAGUUAUCUAACAUAUUAGAGAGAGUGAGAUAGCUUUGCGCAAUGAUCUAUUAACUCACCCUAAGGAGUAAAGAGUUUGGCACAUAGUUUAAACAAAAAAGGGAGUAGAGUUAGAGAGGAUUGGAAGUUGGUACUGCUGCUAAUGUUGUCAUUGAUUUUUAUCUAUUUUUUAUUAUCCCCAUUUCAAUUUUCUUUUUCUCCUGGUUGUAAAACAAACUUAUGAAUAUUAUCAGUGGAUUGAUAUGACUUACAUUGCUA